AUGGAUGAGGAAGAGUUCUACCUGUUCAAGAACCAGUCAUCGGUGGGGCCCUGGGAUGGGCCCCAGUACCACAUCGCGCCCAUGUGGGCCUUCUACCUGCAGACCAUCUUCAUGGGGCUGGUGUUCGUGGCGGGCACGCCCCUGAACGCCAUCGUCCUCAUCGUCACCAUCAAGUACAAGAAGCUGCGGCAGCCGCUCAACUACAUCCUGGUGAACAUCUCCGUCAGCGGCCUCAUGUGCUGCGUCUUCUGCAUCUUCACCGUCUUCGUGGCCAGCUCCCAGGGAUACUUUGUCUUCGGGAAGCACAUGUGUGCCUUUGAGGGCUUUGCAGGGGCCACCGGAGGGCUGGUGACAGGGUGGUCCUUGGCCUUCCUGGCCUUCGAGCGCUACAUCGUCAUCUGCAAACCCUUCGGCAACUUCCGCUUCAACUCGCGCCACGCGCUGCUGGUGGUGGCGGCCACCUGGAUCAUCGGCGUCGGCGUCGCCAUCCCGCCCUUCUUCGGCUGGAGCAGGUACAUCCCCGAGGGGCUGCAGUGCUCCUGCGGCCCUGACUGGUACACGGUGGGCACCAAGUACAAGAGCGAGUACUACACCUGGUUCCUCUUCAUCUUCUGCUUCAUCGUCCCCCUCUCCCUCAUCAUCUUCUCCUACUCCCAGCUGCUCAGCGCCCUGCGGGCCGUGGCGGCGCAGCAGCAGGAGUCGGCCACGACGCAGAAGGCGGAGCGGGAGGUGUCGCGCAUGGUCGUGGUCAUGGUGGGCUCCUUCUGCAUGUGCUACGUGCCCUACGCGGCGCUGGCCAUGUACAUGGUGAACAACCGCGAGCACGGCAUCGACCUGCGCCUCGUCACCAUCCCUGCCUUCUUCUCCAAGAGCUCCUGCGUCUACAACCCCAUCAUCUACUGCUUCAUGAACAAACAGUUCCGCGCCUGCAUCAUGGAGACGGUGUGCGGGCGGCCCAUGUCAGACGACUCCGACGUGUCCAGCUCGGCCCAGCGCACCGAGGUCUCCUCCGUGUCCUCCAGCCAGGUCGGCCCCAGCUGAGGGGCUCCGGCACCGCCCCAGCCCCCGGGACCCCCGGCUGCCCCCCAGCUGUCCCCCAGCUGCCCCCCGUGGGGCUGGCUCUGCCCUGGGGGCCGCGGGCCCCGGCCAGCCUAGGAUGUAGCGCGGGUGGGACAAUAAACCAUGGCCGCGGUCUGAGCGCAACGGGGACCCCUGAGCACCUGGGACUGUGGGACAGGGCACCCACGGCACGGGGACCCAGGGA
Molecule: messenger RNA, 1264 nt
Organism: Zonotrichia leucophrys gambelii
Lineage: Eukaryota; Metazoa; Chordata; Aves; Passeriformes; Passerellidae
Gene: OPN1SW
Product: opsin 1, short wave sensitive
Exons: 5
Coding region: 1-1041 (346 amino acids)
Biological process (GO): visual perception; G protein-coupled receptor signaling pathway; cellular response to light stimulus
Cellular component (GO): photoreceptor outer segment; plasma membrane
Molecular function (GO): G protein-coupled photoreceptor activity
Source: RefSeq, a predicted model, not a curated record